Molecule: messenger RNA, 2776 nt
Organism: Salvelinus namaycush (lake trout)
Lineage: Eukaryota; Metazoa; Chordata; Actinopteri; Salmoniformes; Salmonidae
Product: integrin beta-6-like
Exons: 13
Coding region: 121-2166 (681 amino acids)
Biological process (GO): cell-matrix adhesion; integrin-mediated signaling pathway; cell adhesion mediated by integrin
Cellular component (GO): cell surface; focal adhesion; integrin alphav-beta6 complex
Molecular function (GO): integrin binding
Source: RefSeq, a predicted model, not a curated record
GAGAGAGGCUGUGCCCAGGACCUGGUAGAAUUUCCUGUGACCAACUCCGAGGUCCACAAGGACCAGCCUCUCGGGAAGAAAACGGGGAAUACCAACAGCACACAGAUAUCACCACAGAAGAUGGCCCUCAAACUCAGAACUGGCAGUGAGGUGACUUUCCAGAUCAGUGUGCAGCAGACAGAGGACUACCCUGUAGACAUCUACUACCUGAUGGACCUCUCAGCCUCCAUGAUUGACGACCUGGAGAUGAUUAAAGACUUGGGCUCCACCCUGUCCAAAGAGAUGGCAAAGCUCACCAGUAAAUUCAGACUUGGAUUCGGGUCCUUCGUUGAGAAACCAGUCCUCCCGUUCAUUAAGAUCACUCCUGGAGAGCUGGAGAACCCUUGUAGGAGUGUGGAUGAGAGCUGUCUGCCAACAUUUGGAUACAAACACGUCCUACCUCUCACCAGCAGCACAGAGAAGUUCAACAAUAUCAUCACCAACCAGCGUGUGUCUGCCAACAUCGACCUGCCGGAGUGUGGCUUCGAUGCCAUUAUGCAGGCUGCUGUCUGUGGAGACAAGAUAGGCUGGAGGAACGACUCCAUGCGCCUGCUGGUGUUUGUGAGCGACGCCGACUCUCACUUUGGGAUGGACAGCAAGAUGUCAGGCAUCGUCGUCCCUAACGACGGGGAGUGCCAUCUGGACAGCAACAAUGAAUACUCUAUGGCUGCCCAUCUGGAAUACCCAACUCUGGGACAGCUGAUGGAUAAACUGGUGGACAACAAUAUCUUGCUUAUAUUCGCUGUGACGGAAAAUCAGAAACACAACUACGAGAACUAUGCACAUUUCAUACCUGGUGCCACUGUGGGGGUUUUGGAAUCAGAUUCAAGGAACAUCCUGGAACUGAUUGUGACGGCGUAUAAAGAGCUGCGCUCUGAGAUAGAGCUGGAGGUACUAGGAGACACGGAGGAUCUACAGAUCUCCUUCACAGCGAUCUGUCAGGAUGGCACGGUACUACCUGGACAGAAACGAUGCUCCAAUGUCAAAGCUGGAGACACGGUCUCCUUCAACGUGACUGUAGAACUCUCUGAGUGUCUCGACGGUCCCCAGCGUUUCCUCAUCAAACCGGUGGGCUUUCAGGACCCCCUGGAGAUAGACCUGGAGUCCCUGUGCUCCUGUGCCUGUCACCAGACCCCCGAACCCAACAGCAGCCACUGCAGCCUGGGCCGUGGAUCUCUGGAGUGUGGCUCCUGUCUGUGUGAUCCAGGGUACAUGGGUUCCAAGUGUGAGUGUACGGAGGAGAGCGUCCAGAGCAGUAACUGCAAGGCCAGUGGCGCUCCGGAGUCCUGUAGCGGGCAAGGGGAGUGUUUCUGCGGCCAGUGUGUGUGUCACCCGUCUAGUUUCGGACGCGUCUACGGGGCCUACUGCGAGUGUGACGACUUCUCGUGUGUGAGGUUCCGAGGGGUCCUCUGUGGAGGUCACGGGGACUGUGACUGCGGCGAGUGUGUGUGUCAGAGCGGCUGGGCGGGGGAGUACUGUAACUGCAGCAGCAGCAGGGACAAGUGUGUGUCGGAGGACGGAGCGCUGUGCAGCGGACGGGGGAAGUGUGUGUGCGGGAAGUGUGUGUGUUCCAUGCCCGGAGCCUCUGGAGACACCUGUGAAAGGUGCCCUACCUGUGGAGACUCCUGUAGCUCUGCUAGGACCUGUGUGGAGUGUCAUCUACAAGCAGAAGACGAGGCCACAGAGGAGUGCGUCCAAAGGUGCAGCGUCCCUCACGUCUUCGUCAACAAUUCCACAGAAUACGACGAGAGCCGGUCCACGCUGUGUACCCUAAUGAGUGAGAACAACUGCUUCAUCUCGUUCAGUGUGGUGGCUGGAGACAUAGGGAGCACUGUGUAUAAUCUAAAGAUGUACGACUGUCCUGAGCCCCCCAACAUAGCUAUGAUAGUACUGGGGGUCUCUCUGUCCAUCCUCACCAUCGGCCUCAUCCUGCUGGGGGUGUGGAAGCUGCUGAUCUCAGUCCACGACCGCAAUGAGGUCGCCAAGUUUGAGGCCGAGAGGGCAAAGGCUAAAUGGCAGUCGGGUACAAACCCUCUGUUUAGAAGCUCGACAUCAACGUUUAAAAAUGUAACUUAUAAAAGCGCAGGGGGACUGAAAGUUGAUAUUCAUUCAAUGGAUGGCUACUGAUGAUGACAUCAGUGUGUGUGUGUGUGUGUGUGUGUGUGUGUGUGUGUGUGUGCGUGUGCGUGUGUGUGUGCAUGCGUGUGUGUGUGUGUGGUGUAAGGACAAAUUGUAAACACCACAAUGUACAACAUUGUAUCACUCCUAAAGGUCUGGAUCUUCUUCAGGGAUGCUAUCUCAUAUCAGCAGACAGAAAAUGGAAUGUCUAGCUAUGAAUCAUCUCUACAUGAAAUGACUUUGAUUUUGCUGCUCUUGAAGUUGUCUCUGGUACAAACACUCUGCUGAACUGAACACUGGAUUUUCCCAUUUAGAUUGUUACAGAUUUAGGAUCUUAAUUUGAUCACCCCGUUGCAGGAGAACUUUCCUUUCCUGAAAUGUCAAAAUUGUAGUGUAUUUGAGGUUUAAAAAGGUUUCUGUAGUUUGUAAUUUCCGCUUUGAAAUUUCAGACUUGAUUUUCCCUUACGAAAAAUAUGUAAACCUCUACAAAAAUAUCCAAUAUCCAUGUGUAAUUCACAUAAUUAUUUACAUUUCUGGUUGCUGCAGGAUUAUUUUCCUGCUGUAGCAAACUGGCUCAAAUUAAGAUUUUACAUCUUUAUUUUUUUGAUAGAUUUUGGGU